This is a messenger RNA of Owenia fusiformis, 2765 nucleotides long. The record is from the annotation of a GenBank genome assembly. NCBI's taxonomy places the organism in Eukaryota, Metazoa, Annelida, Polychaeta, Sabellida, Oweniidae.
CAGCUUCACUGAACAAAAUAUACCAUUCACAUUUGUGUAUGCUGUAUAUCAGUCUUAACUGAUGUACAAUGUAUGUAUUUAUGUAUAGGUAUGUAAAUUAUUUGUGAAUCAAUUAUUUUUCUCAUUGACCUGAAUAUGGAUUACAGCAUGGACUAGUAAUGUGACAGUAUGUUUUCCCAUCAUGGAUUUAAAAAACCGAAAACUACAGAAGUAUGUGUCACUGAGUAUUGGGAUUCUGGCAUAUUUCAUGUUAGGAAUUGUGUUUACUUUUAAUGCAUAUGCAAUUGCCCUGAAACAUGCAUUCAACUAUACUCAAACUGAACUGGAAUAUAUUGCAUCUAGUGGCGAUUUGGGAUUUUGUUUCUCCUUUCCAGCAGGAAUUGUCUUUGACCUUUUUGGUCCAAGAGUAUCAUGUAUAAUCUCACUUGUUCUCACAGCCUUAGGAUUUGGACUCAUGUCGACAGCAACAAACUUUAGGAUAUUCUUCACUUCAAAAAGUUGGCUUUUUUGUGCUUUUUAUUUUAUGGCAUCAGUUGGAACUCAAUUUAUAUAUACAGCAUCAGGAGUGGUGAAUUGCAAGAACUUUGACAGAAAGCAUACUGGCAAGAUACUUGGCCUCCUCCAAGCUGUAUUUGGAAUAAGCCCUGCAAUAUUUAGCGCCCUCUAUGGAGGAUUGUUUGUUCAAGGACACAUUGAAGAUGCAGAGAACCAAAAGCUUGCAGAGUUCUUGCUUAUGCUAGCUGUAUUAUCAGUUUGUAUAAAUACAUUUGGUGUUGUAAUGCUAGAGACACUUCCUGAAGUAACAGCUGCAUAUGAUAUUGGCCAACUAGAAUUGAUUGAUACAAAUGAAAAUAAAAUAGCAGAAAGAAAUACACUCCAGAAUGUUACGCUUUACAAUAGAAGUGAUGAAAUGAAUGAAACAACUCCAAUUGCUGGAAAAAAGAUAUCAAAUCAACCAAUAGUUGAAGAAAUGAAGUGGUGGCAAAUCAGUAAAACACCUCAGUUUUAUAGCAUACUAUUUAUCUGCAUAAUCACUGGGGGCACUGGUGGAACUCUUACAAAUAAUAUUACAACUCUUGUGAAAUCUGCACAGGUUCACAUCAAUGCAAUAGCCUUCACAGUGACAAUUCCAAUCCUUGCAUCAAUUGGUCGAUUAAUUGGCGGAGCGGUACAAGAUUACAUUUCGCAAAAAUGGCCAGACAUUCCCAAAUCAUCAACUCUUUUAUUCCCUGUAACACUCACAUGUAUAAGUCAAAUAGUCUUGGUAUUUUUUAACCAAUGCUUUGCUGGUUUGAUGAGUGCCUCUGCAAUGGCAGUCAUGGCCUUUGCCUUCUUUUAUGUACAAGUAUAUACUAUCACUGUUGACCUAUUUGGUAUGAAAUAUUUUGCACAAAAUACUGGUUUAAUGACGGUUGGCCAUGCAGUUGGAAUGGUUUUAUUUCAAAAGCUUUUUGCUUUGAAUUAUGAAACCUAUAGUCCACCUGGAUCACAAACUUGUUAUGGAGAAUUAUGUACGCAGUGGUUUUUUGUUCUGACAUCUAUUUUAUGUUUUUUUGCAAUUGUUUUGAACUUUUGUCUUAUGAAAAUUGAAAGGGAUAAACGAUUGCAAUAUGAAGAAGAAUCACAAGACUCUUAGUACAUUCACCAGUACAUUAAAGAAAUGGAACGGAUAUUGUAAAUUGUAAUACAGCAGAACCUGGUGGAAAACUCCAUAAGUAUACAUAUCCCAAGAUCCAGAUACACAUAGUUUUAAUGUGAAUGAACUUCUGUAGGUUGAACACCUCCAAAAGGCCUGGGUCAUAUUUACUCCAAUUUUCAAUCUGGCGCCUGGUUGAUUCAGUUAUUUGUUCAAAACUGAGUGCAAUUCCGACUUCAAUUAAAAUGAACAUCUCCCAAGUAGAACAAUAUUUUGAGGUUCUAAAAGUGUUACUUCAAUGUCAUAUAUUUAAUUGUUUUUUACUAUUAUACAUAGCACCUAUAUGUAAGAUUACGAAUAAUGUUAAAGCAUAUUUUAUGUAAAAAGUGUACUGCACUGUAGAUAUUAAGACUCCUGCAUAUGAGUAUUAUUGAAAAUAUCAAUUGGAACCAUGCAAUCAAAUUAAAAAAUUGCAAAUUGCAUCAAUCAAGGGUAUCUCUAUAUUCAUACCACAUGUUAUAACCAAUAUAAUACCAUCACUAGCCAUCAUUUUCUCAGUUUCUAUUGGAAAAAAUGCCUGAAUUAAUAUUUUUUGUAAAAUAUGAUCUCUAGAAUUUAGAUUAUAUCAAUCAGAAAAUGUCCAUCCUACAAUGAAACCUGUCUUUAACUGUCCUGUACAACAUACAAUCCACUAAGAAAUCAAGAUACAUAUUUUAAUGUGACAAGUCUCUGGUACUAAGAUUCUUCCACAGAAGGCAAUUCAUUCAAAGUAUUUUCUCUAUUUAUAAAACUCUUGUAAUUAUCUUGUAUAAAUCAGUAAUGAAUCUCACCCCCUCCCCCCAAUAAGCUAUACAAGAGUAUAGGGGGAAGGCCUCUAAGAGAAAUUGCAACAAUACUUAUAUUACAUAGACAUUAUUUAUUGUAUUCACUAAUUUCUUCUUAUUAACUUAUUAAUUAAAAAUAUACAAAUUUAAUUCAAAAAUUUAAUUUAAGUGCAUGAUUGUAUCCAUGUCUAAUGAGUGAAGGAUGAUUGUUUGUUACAUGUAUAUUUUACUUUCAGUCCAAAUCCAUUCCAUACAAUACAAGUGGUCUAUGUGACACAACACUGCAGCGCCACCUAUGUUCUAUC